Molecule: messenger RNA, 987 nt
Organism: Pestalotiopsis fici W106-1
Lineage: Eukaryota; Fungi; Ascomycota; Sordariomycetes; Amphisphaeriales; Sporocadaceae
Exons: 1
Coding region: 1-987 (328 amino acids)
Biological process (GO): mRNA splicing, via spliceosome
Cellular component (GO): RES complex; U2-type spliceosomal complex
Molecular function (GO): RNA binding
Source: RefSeq, a predicted model, not a curated record
AUGCCAGCAGACCUCUCUUCGUAUCUAGCAAAACACUAUCUCAGCGCAGACCCCAAGCCCUCCAAGAAGCGCAAGCGCAACAAGGACGCCUCGGCCGGCCUCCUCAUCACCGACGACGACGAGACGGGCUGGACGCGAUCCACCAAUGCAGACGAUGACGAUGACGAGAAUGUGUCCGCCACGGUAGCAGGGACAUCGGCCGAAUUUCGCAAGGCCAAAAGUUCGGGUUGGAAAGUCGUUGGGGCGCCGGCGCCCAAGGAUGCCGAAGUGCGACAAGGGGGCGAGGACGCAACGGCCGCCGACGCGAUCCUGGCCUCGGCGGCAGCCGAAUCCGCCGCCGCGACGGGCGAGCAAAAAGAUGACGACCCAGCCGUCGUCAUGAUGUCGGAUGGAACGCACGCGGGCCUGCAGUCGGCGGCCACGGUUUCGGCCCAGCUGGCGCGGCGCAAGGCGCUCGAGGAGGCCGAGUUUGAAAAGAUGCGCAAGCACGAGCGCGAGGCCGAGACCGUGUACCGCGACGCGACGGGCCGGCGCAUCGACGUGAGCAUGAAGCGGGCCGAGGCGCGGCGGCAGCUCGCCGAGGCCGAGCAGAAAAAGGCCCAGGCCGUCGAGGCCCUCAAGGGCGACGUCCAGGUCCGCGAGGCCCACGCCCGCCGUGAGCUCCUCCAGGACGCCAAGCUCAUGACCGUUGCCCGCGGCGUCAACGAUGAGGAGAUGAAUCGCGAGCUCAAGGAGAAAACGAGGUGGGGCGACACCAUGGCCGACAUGAUUGGGACAGGCGCCGGUGCCGCGGCGGGAGGCAACAAGAAGAACAAAGGAAGGCCAAUUUAUCAGGGUGCAGCACCGCCGAAUCGAUACGGCAUCCGCCCAGGUUAUCGCUGGGACGGGGUUGAUAGAGGCAAUGGUUGGGAGGCUGAGAGGUUCAGGGCCAUGAACCGUGUGGAAAGAAACAAGAACCUCGAGUACAACUGGCAGAUGGACGAGUAG